AUGACUAAAGAAGAAAGAAAUUUUGUAAUAUUAAAUAAUUUUGAAUCUACUAAUAUACAUUAUAAUACUGCUAUAAAACAAUAUGUAUCAAUGUUAAAUAAAACAUCUCGUACAAUUCCUAAUAUUUUAAAAAGUAGUUCAAGAUCACACAGGUUUUCUAAAACAGAUGUAACAAAAUUAAAUUACUCUUUGAAAGAUGUAACAAACACAGAACAUGUACCGGUUUUGUUUGUUCCUAAUACAGUACCAGAGCAUACUUUUAAUGAAAACACAUUAGUUAAGAAACAAACUGAACAUAAACAGGUAUCAAGGAGGAGAAAACAAGAGUUUAGCUUCGUAGAUAUUUGGCAUGAUUUACCUAAUUGGAGUAUUUGUUCCUUUGUUGAUGACAAGAAAAAAAUGUCAGACAAAGACUUCUGUAUAUCAACAAAAUUAGAAAAUUCUGCACAAAAGAAGAAGUUAAAACGUUACAUUAAGAAACAAAAUAAAAAACAAGCAAUUCCUGUUCUUAAAAACGAAGAAGAUCAUUUAUCUUCCAUGUCUCAAAAUGAUUGGACUUCUGAAUGUCAGCUUUUCCCAUUUUUGCAAGAAAUUGAGUCAAAUGAUUUACAAGAUACAAUUGAUUUCUCAAGCAAUGAAAUAUUUAAUAAAUUUAAUUAUGAAAUUUAUAAUAAUAAUAAUUCAGAUUGCUUCACAUGGUAUGUGAUGAACUCUGACAAAAUUUGUAAUUCAUUAAAUACAAAACAUAAUAGUAAUAAUUGUGAGGAAUGUGACAUAAAUGACAAUGAAGUUGAUACAUGUGAAACAGCAGUACAGUGGUCUUUAAUAGAUAACGAGCAGAUUGAAAAAGAUAGUUUAACAAGAAAAUCUGUAAUGUUUUCAGAAUAUCCUAGUGAAACUCUGUCAUUAUUCAGUGAUAAAAAAUCAAAGUGUUCAUCUAAUUCCUGUUGUGAUUAUUGCUUUGAUGAUUGUGUUUCAAACUGGAUUGCAACUAGUGGAACCAGUGCUUUUGCAAAAAAUAAAGUAUUAACAGAAACUUUUAAUGAAGUUUCACAGACUGAAUUAAAUAGUUCACAUUUGGAUAUUUCUAAAUAUAAUACAUAUUUAAGCAACGAUGCAUCAUUAUCUGAAACUGAAAGUUGUUUUCAAAUCAUAAAUGAUACCAAUGCAUCAUUAACAGAAAGUUAUGAAAAUGGAGAAGACAUAGAAGAAGAAAUGUUUAAACAAAGUACAUAUAUGAAACAACAAGAUGAGUAUAGUAUACCUAUGGAAGAUUUAUACGUCACAGGCACAGAACAAAUUGAAGACAAUGAUGAACAUAAUACAAACAAGAAUGAGUUUCAAUGCUUACUAUGUCCACUAACGUUUUCAAACACACGUACGAUGGCAAUGCAUCAAACGGCAGCACAUGGAGGUAUGUACAUAAUACUUUGUGAAAGUUGUGGUAGGCUUUUCAAUCGAAAAUAUCAUUUCAAUAGGCAUCUCAUUCAUUGCCGUCGCGUGAACGAUCCUUUCGAAUGCAACAUGUGUAUGAGGAAGUAUAGACAUAAAUCAUCAUUAAUUCAUCAUUUAAAAGUAGCGCAUCAUGUUCGUCAUAAUCGCAAUUGUUCGACAACAUUCACUUGUAGCGUGUGUAACAAAAGUUAUAGAAAAUUUGGUGCCUACAAGAAUCAUAUCACUAAGGCGGAAUAUUUCGUAAUGUUAGUCUCAUUUAAGUUCCUCAAUUUAAUUCAUGACAUUGAAUUAGAUUAUUGA
Molecule: messenger RNA, 1755 nt
Organism: Eufriesea mexicana
Lineage: Eukaryota; Metazoa; Arthropoda; Insecta; Hymenoptera; Apidae
Exons: 5
Coding region: 1-1755 (584 amino acids)
Biological process (GO): regulation of transcription by RNA polymerase II
Cellular component (GO): nucleus
Molecular function (GO): DNA-binding transcription factor activity, RNA polymerase II-specific
Source: RefSeq, a predicted model, not a curated record